Molecule: messenger RNA, 739 nt
Organism: Pan troglodytes (chimpanzee)
Lineage: Eukaryota; Metazoa; Chordata; Mammalia; Primates; Hominidae
Product: chloride intracellular channel protein 1-like
Exons: 1
Coding region: 152-640 (162 amino acids)
Source: RefSeq, a predicted model, not a curated record
ACUGUUCAUAGUGCUGUGGGUCACAGGAGUCACCUUUAACGUUACCACCACUGACACCAAGAGACAGACUGAGAGAGUGCAGAAGCUGUGCCCAGGAGGGCAGCUCCCAUUCCUGCUGCAUGGCACUGAAGUGCACACAGACACCAACAAGAUGGUGGAAUUUCUGGAGGCAGUACUGUGCCCUCCGAGAUACCCCAAGCUGGCAGCUCUGAACCCUGAGUCCAACACGGCUGGGCUGGACAUAUUUGCCAAAUUUUCUGCCUACAUCAAGAAUUCAAACCCAGCACUCAAUGAUAAUCUGCAGAAGGGACUCCUGGAAGCCCUGAAGGUUUUAGACAAUUACUUAACAUCCCCCCUCCCAAAAGAAGUAGAUGAAACCAGUGCUGAAGAUGAGGGCAUCUCGCAGAGGAAGUUUCUGAAUGGCAAUGAGCUCACCCUGACUGACUGCAACCUGUUGCCAAAGCUACACAUAGUACAGGUGGUGUGUAAGAAGUACCGGGGAUUUAACAUCCCUGAGGCCUUCCCGGGAACGCGUCAGCACUUGAGCAAUGCUUAUGCAUGGGAAGAAUCCGUCUCCACCUGCCCAGAUGAUGAGGAGAUCCAGCUCGCCUAUGAGCAAGGGGCCAAUGCCCUCAAAUAAGCCCCUCCUGGGACUCCCUCAACCCCCUCCAUUUUCUCCACAGAGGCCCUGGUGGUUUCCAUAUUGCAACCCAAUGGACACACUCCAAAAUGGCCAGUG